GCCUUGUGCCACAGUGCCGCUGUCCAACGCAGACAACUUCACAGAAGUGGAGAACAUGAUGGUGGCCCUACUAACUUCCAUCAAUACCGUCAGCGUGAGAUUAGAGAAACUGGAGAAUCCUCAGACGCCUAUGCCUUCCCCCGUAAUGGACCUCCCCACCCCCUCUCCUUCAAACGGUAAUCCCAUCUUUUUUGACCCCACUCCCGGCUCUUCCACCCACAUAAUCACCCCUGAGCACCUGUUACCCCUGACCGUUCGUAAAGACAUCCUGGAGG
Pelobates cultripes (western spadefoot toad) is the source of this 275-nucleotide messenger RNA. The record is from the annotation of a GenBank genome assembly. Lineage: Eukaryota; Metazoa; Chordata; Amphibia; Anura; Pelobatidae.